Molecule: messenger RNA, 720 nt
Organism: Esox lucius (northern pike)
Lineage: Eukaryota; Metazoa; Chordata; Actinopteri; Esociformes; Esocidae
Product: gamma-crystallin M2
Exons: 3
Coding region: 50-577 (175 amino acids)
Biological process (GO): lens development in camera-type eye; visual perception
Molecular function (GO): structural constituent of eye lens
Source: RefSeq, a predicted model, not a curated record
CCUCGGGAAUGCUGCUGGUGAGUGGGAGGUGUGCGAUAACAAUAAAAAAAUGGGAAAGAUUGUGUUCUUUGAGGAUAAGAACUUCCAAGGUCGUAGUUAUGAGUGCAGCAACGACUGCCCAGACCUGCACUCCUACUUCAGUCGCUGUAACUCCAUCAGGGUGGAGAGCGGCUGCUGGGUGCUGUAUGAGCACCCCAACUAUGCCGGCUACCAGUACAUCCUGACCCCUGGGGAGUACCCCGAUCAUCAUCAGUGGAUGGGCUUCAACGACAGCAUCAGAUCCUGUCGCUCUGUCAAAAACGUGUACGGGAACUCCUAUAAGAUCAGAUUCUAUGACAGACCAGACUUUGCUGGCCAGAUGGCAGAGUGGACAGAGGACUGCCCUUCGGUACAAAAAGCCUUCAAGUUCUGUGAGUUCCAUUCAGCCGUGGUGGUGGAUGGUGCCUGGGCCAUCUACGAGCUGCCCAACUUCAGGGGGCGCCAGUAUUUCCUAGAAGGCGGAGAAUACCGUAACUUCACGGACUGGGGGGCCACCUCCCCUGUUGUAGGCUCCUUCCGCAGGAUCACAGAGUUUUAGAGCCCCGCCCCCUGCCCCAUGAGUAUUAAUUCUAGAGCCCUACGACAACCCGCUUUCCCACAGACCUCUCUGCUGUGCUGUAUGACUCCCGCCCCUGUGUAAAAAUUUCGCAAUCCAACAAAUAAAACCGUGUCUGAGCCGCA